AUGGCUACAGGACGCGGACAAGCCUUGGAAAGUUUCAGAAUGGGCUUGGAAAAAGUUCAGCAAGCAAACAGAGUACCACCAAGCAGACACAGCAACGAGGACGUAAAGAAGAAAAUGCAAUCGGACUCACCGAAGCCAAAAAGCUGUGCCAUUUCCAGAAAAAAACCUAAAAGGCCAACAUCAAAAGGAUCAAGCGUAAAGUACAGAGUUACACUCAGUCGUUCUCAAAAUCAUUUUGAUAGACUGCCACCAGAGAUCCUCCUGAAGAUUCUUUCCUAUUUAGAUGCCUCUUCACUUUUUUGCAUGGGCUAUGUCAACAAGCAGUUUUAUGAACUGGCCAACAACAAUGCUAUAUGGUACAGGAUGUAUUCAAGUGAAUCUGCAAAGAAAUGGAAGCCCAAACAAGUAGAUGAGGUUACAGAUUGUGUGAAUGCUGCAUCCAUUCAAGAAAAGCCGAAAGGGUACUGGAAGAGGCUCUACUUUCGAAAGAUGUCUGGAUAUAACGAAAACAAAUGGAAGAAGCAAUUAAAGGCUAUCAACCCAUACAAUGGCUUGCCAAGUCAAACGGAACAAGUUCUCAGGAAUCUGCAUGUUACAUGGGAGAUCACUGUAACUGAUAAAAGGGGACGGGAAAGCACUUUUCAGCAGUCGCGCUGCUAUUUUUCUGAUUCAUCUGUCACGGUCUGUUGGAAUAACAGCAGUUGGCCUCCUCUGUACCACCUCUCUAUGUUGCAUCUGCAUGGAGUGAUUCGGUUGGCAUUAGAUUGUCCUACUGCGAACAAGCCAGGAUGGCGAUCUCUUAUCACAAAGCAUGAUCUGCAUGGUGUCAGAGAGAGCAGCAGAGUCAUUGGCUCAGACAAGCUUGUGAAUUUGUUGCACUUUCCCCCAGGUCUUAUUAUUGGACUGUGGCGGGGGCACUGUUCAAUAGCCUUUGUCAUGAUGAACUUACACUUCCACAAGCUAGUGGAAAGAAGCCUCCUUGGGUCUUCCAUAUGCCCCUAUACAUUGCCAGAAGACAGGCCUCCCUUUGAUGAUGUGGACCCAGAAUAUGGUCUCCAUGGAUACACUCUGCACAUCUCACUUCAUAAUACUGUGAAGCACAUCAUGUCCGGGCAUUUCUCUCAGCUCUUCUGCAAGGCAGAUCAGAUUCGGGAUGGGUUCAUACAGUUGAAGGCUAUCAACAGGAAUGACCUGUCACAACACACACCCCUCUCUGGGAAAAUCAGCCUGCCCUGGAAGACUGAGGGGCUGGAUGGGAACGUCCAGAACUGUUGCAUGAUGAGUGUGACCGUAUUGGAUGAAGCACAGAGCCCCUUCUGGUGCGUCUGCUCGCCAGUGGAAAUGAUCUUGUCGAAAGGCGAAUCUUCAUCAUACGACUAUGAUGGGGAGAACUUCGUCAUCAAGUACCAAGACCCCGAUGGAAGGGUCAAAAUUGCGCUUGUGUGGUUAGCGGAACAAGAGCAGUUCUUUCUCACCAGCCUUGUAGUUUACAUUGCAAAGGCUAAAGUAAACAAGCACUUUGGAAGAGACUACUGA
Megalops cyprinoides (Indo-Pacific tarpon) is the source of this 1536-nucleotide messenger RNA. It is a transcript of the gene fbxo15, whose product is annotated as F-box protein 15. Gene Ontology annotation, molecular function: protein binding. The record is from RefSeq and is a predicted model, not a curated record. NCBI's taxonomy places the organism in Eukaryota, Metazoa, Chordata, Actinopteri, Elopiformes, Megalopidae. The coding region runs from base 1 to 1536 and encodes 511 amino acids. The transcript has 10 exons.